AUGGUUCAAGACCAUCCUGCUCGGAUACUAGCUGAUACCGGUGCUGGUUUGUCCAUAGUCUCAGAUUCUUUCAUUAGUAAGUACCAAAUACCCACAAAACCCAUAAAAACAAGAUCGAUCCAUGGUGUCACCAGGCACCAACUCUCCAUCAAUAGUUCUGCGAGCAUGCAGGUAUCUAUUGAUACACACAAUCUGGGUGUGGUCGAAGCUUCAGUGGCCGACACUGCGGACUAUGACCUCAUCCUGGGGUUCACUGAGCUACGGAGGCUCAAACCCACCAUACAAUGGGAUACGGGCCAGCUGGAGUUCAAGACUCAGGAGCAGGACCGACCCCCUAGGAGACCCCCUGAAGCAGCAAGAGCAGGGGACCUAACCAUGAGGAGACCAACCCUUCAUGGUAACGAGUUUGUCUCAGCAGAGCACAUACUACGAGCAGCUCUGGAAGAUGGACCCAUAGGGUUCAUGCUGUUAGAGGAGCCACCAUCAUCACUCCCAGCCUUUGGUUUUGUACCUACAGGCGCAGACAAAGGAGUCGAGAUGGAGGUGGAGGUAGAUAAGGUGGUGAUGGCUGCAGACAUACCAAAGCCAUACCAACACCUGCGAGAUGUGUUUGAUGAGGUGGAAGCAGACAAGCUGCCCCAUCAUACCGAGCAUGAUCUCCACCUCGAGUUGAUAGAAGGAGGGAAGCCACCUCAAGGGCCCCUAUACCUUAAGGGACCCAAGGAGAUGUCCGAGUUGAGGAGGUACUUGGAUGAGAACCUUGAGAAGGGGUUCAUAAGACCAUCGAAGAGCCCGGCACGAUCACCGGUGCUCUUCGUACCAAAGAAGGAUGGAGGUCUCAGACUCUGUGUGGACUACAGAGGUCUCAACGAGAUCACUGUCAAGAACAGGGCACCAUUGCCCCUCAUCGAGGAGCAGCUGUUCUUACUCAGGAAGGCAAGGAUCUAUACCAAGCUAGACCUUAGAGCAGCAUACAACCUCAUCCGGAUUGCUAAAGGAGAUGAAUGGAAGACAGCUUUUGGCACUCAGUUGGGACUCUAUGAGUACCUAGUGAUGCCCUUUGGCCUAGCCAAUGCUCCGGCUCACUUCCAGUCAUUCAUCAAUGACAUCUUCCGAGACAUCAUUGGGAUAUAUGUGGUAGUAUACCUAGAUGACUUCCUGAUCUUCAGUGACACUGAAGAAGCACAUGUGAAGCAUGUCACUGAGGUCCUCACUCGCUUAAGGAGCAACAGGCUCUUUGCUAAGCUGUCAAAGUGUGAGUUCCACACCAAGACAGUUGAGUUCCUGGGGUACAUCAUCAAGCCAACAGGCAUAGAGAUGGACCCAGAAAAGGUGCGCACUGUCAAGGAGUGGCCAAUGCCAGAGUCAAUCCAUGACAUCCAGAGGUUCCUGGGUUUUGCCAACUUCUAUCGAAGGUUCAUAGCCCACUUUGCUCGCAUAGCCAAGCCCUUGACAGCACUGGUAAAGCCUAUAGAACGGUUCAAGAAGUUCGAGCUACCAGAGGAGGCCCAACAGGCCUUCCACAAGCUCAUCCAGGCCUUCACAUCAGCAGGAGUGCUUCAGCACUUCGACUACCACCUUCCAACAAGGAAGAUGUCUUCUGCCGAGAAGAACUAUGAGAUCCAUGAUAAGGAGCUCCUAGCUGUGGUCGCCUGCCUCACUCAGUGGCGACACAUGCUAGCUGGACUACCGAACCAACUGGUCAUCCUCACUGACCAUGAAGCCCUCAAGUACUUCAAGUCACAGAGACGCAUCACAGGUCAACAGGCUCGAUGGGCCAUACUACUAGCAGACUUCGACUUCAUAUUGCAGUAUCGACCAGGAGACAAAGGUGGUGAACCCGAUGCUCUCACCAGAAGGACAGACAUGCAACCAGCUGGUGAAGAGCAGGAUCACAAUGUGAGGCAACUACUGCCUCCUCGAGUGUUCAAGGAGACAGCAGACCAUGACUCGCUCCUAGUGGCCCCCAUGAUCUCGAUGGAGUCCAUAGCAUCAAAAGGUCUCAAAGACCUGGUCAAGAUCUUCCACCCCUUAGACCAAGAGCUACAGGAGAUACAUAGGAAGAAGCCCUUCGAGGUCAGGGAUGACCUAUGGUACAGUGGAGGAAGGUUGGUUAUCCCCAAAGUGAUCAUGCCAGGGAGGACCAACAACCGACACUCAAGGAGUGCCAAAGAGGUAGAUGGACAGUCUCUCUCUGUAGAGCAUCUGCGAUUCAUGGUGAUGACCCAAUGCCAUGAUGGAAGAGAUGCUACCAUCAAGGCAGCACAACGACAUUACUGGUGGCCAAACAUGACAGCUUGGAUUGCAGACUAUGUAGCAAGUUGUCCUGUAUGUGCUAGGUACAAAGCUCCUCGUCAUCGUCCAUAUGGUUUGCUACAGCCACUAGCAACCCCAGACAGGCCCUGGGGCUCCAUAUCCCUCGACUUCAUCGAAGGACUACCAACAUCGAAGAAGUAUGACUCCAAGACCUAUGACUCUAUCUUAGUCAUUGUCGACAGGCUAACCAAGUUUGCCAUACUAGCUCCAACCCAUAAGACAGUCACGGCCAAACAGACUGCAGUAUUGCUAUAUGGACACAUGGUUAGACUCUUUGGAUAUCCAGAUCACAUGGUCUCGGACCGAGGCAGGCAGUUCAUAUCAGGAGCAUGGAAGGCAUUUGCAGAGCAAAUGGGUGUGAAGCACUCACUUAGCACGGCUUACCAUCCUCAAACUGAUGGUCAAACAGAGAGAGUCAAUCAGGUCAUAGAGCAAUAUCUCAGGAUGUACUGCAACUAUGAGCAGAAUGACUGGGCCAACCUGCUGGACACUGCGGCCUUUGUAUACAACAACACGGUCCACAACAGCAUUGGUGUCUCACCAUUCUUUGCAUGCUAUGGAUGGAACCCCAAAGCUCAUCCUGACAUCCCUCAACGACUAGGAGUCAAUGAUCCAGGUCGCUUCGAGUACCUCAUGGAUGGAAAGGAGCGUUGCAAGUACCUCCAGGAGCAGAUCAGAGAGGCACAACGAAGAUCAGUAGACCAGUAUAACAGGAAGCACAAGGACAUUGAGUUUAAGGUGGGUGAUAUGGUCUAUAUCAACCGCCGAAACUGGAAGACACGGAGACCCACACCCAAGUUGGAUACCCGGUUUGCAGGACCCUACCCAGUUCAGGAACGGGUAGGACGCCGAGCUUACCGAAUCACAUUGCCAGCAAACCUUAGGGUGCAUGAUGUGUUCCAUGUCUCCAUGCUCGAGCCAGCAAGAACAAGUUCUCUUCCUCAACGUGCUGAACAGCCCACCAUGCCACCACUUCCAGAUGAGGACCUCGACUUCGAAGUCGAAGCACUCAUCGACAAGCGUUCACACAAUGGGACUACAGAGUACAAGGUGUUGUGGAGAGGGUACUCAGAAGAAGCUGCUUCAUGGGAACCAGUAGAGAACCUCAACUGUCCCGACCUCAUCCAGGAGUAUGAGGUGUCGGAGGGGGGACGAUCUCCAUGGAGACCAUGGACUCCUAUGGACUCACAUGCAAAGGAGGGCCAAGCACAGCCACGAGGAGGACCAAGCUCAAGGAGCAGGCACAGCCACGAGGAGGACCAAGCUCAAGGAGCAGGCACAGCCACGAAGAGGACCAAGCUCAAGGAGCAUGCAGAUGGUUACCACUCAGGGGCUCGAGAGACAAGAGCCAAAGGAACUGUCACUGAUCAAAGGAGGAGGAGCAGUGUCGAAGGAGUCGACACCAGGUCAUGA
Molecule: messenger RNA, 3729 nt
Organism: Ustilago hordei
Lineage: Eukaryota; Fungi; Basidiomycota; Ustilaginomycetes; Ustilaginales; Ustilaginaceae
Exons: 4
Coding region: 1-3729 (1242 amino acids)
Biological process (GO): DNA integration
Molecular function (GO): nucleic acid binding
Source: RefSeq, a predicted model, not a curated record